This is a messenger RNA of Daucus carota subsp. sativus, 561 nucleotides long. RefSeq lists its product as uncharacterized. The record is from RefSeq and is a predicted model, not a curated record. NCBI's taxonomy places the organism in Eukaryota, Viridiplantae, Streptophyta, Magnoliopsida, Apiales, Apiaceae. The transcript is spliced from 2 exons. Bases 27 to 416 code for a protein of 129 amino acids. Gene Ontology annotation, biological process: miRNA processing; mRNA splicing, via spliceosome.
AAAAGAGAAGAGAAAGGCUGAAAGCAAUGCGAAUGGAAGCUGCUCAGAGUGGUGCAGAUAGUAAAGGUGGGAAUUCUUCUCAGACACAAGGCCUCCCUAAUCCAUUGCUUCAAACAGCUGCAACUAACCAAGAAUCAUGUCCUCAGAGGUUUGGUUACUCCACAGACCCAAUGGCAGCAUUUUCAGGGAAUAACAGGAGCAAGGUCAGCCAGAAUAUUGCACAGGAACAUCUUGCACCUUCAGUACAACAGAUUACUCCUUGGCCCCUUCCAAGUCAAGGUAAGUAUCAACAACAGGAAUCUGUCUGGAGUCCAAUGGGAAUGGUUCGUCCUUCUGGCAUGCAGCCUGGAACACCUCAUGGUGCCUGGAAUGGACCUGGUUCCACAUAUGGCUACAACAUUCAAAUUUUAUCAUAAUUCAAAUUUCUUAGAAAAAUCUCAUUAUAAGAUCGACUCAGAGAGAAUAUGCAUGCCUUCUUAAUUAGUAUAAUAGCACAGAGAAAAAUACCAAGUGCUGUGAUAUAUUUAAACUUUUAGUUUUGUUUGUAAACAAGUAUUAUUU